GGUCUGCUUCUUUCCUUUCAUACAAGAAAAUGAUAAAGAUUUGGGAUAAAUUAUGUCACUUAUUAGCGAUAUUUCCGACACAACAUCGUUCAAGGAAGAAUCGAUCACUAACAGUGCUCUUUGGAGCUUCAAUCCUGAUCUUUACAGCUAUUAUUUUCAUGUUACCCUCUAUUUCCCCAUCAGUAAUGAAUCCCAUUCUUCAAAAUAAAGUUAAUAAGUUCUAUCUCAAAUUUCAUUUCUCCCGUUGGCCUUUAUAGUACUGGUAACAGCAAUGCUACUUCUGGUUCUAGUUCUAUCUCUUCUUCUUUUUCUCCAGUAACAUUGAUAACAAAUCACACAGAAAACAGUUUUAAUGUUGUCGACAAUGAUAGUCCUAGUGUGGGAGAGUCGAUGGUUGCAGAAGACAAUUUGAUUGCGCCCCCAAGUAAAUCUUCUAUAGAAAAUGGUGAUGAGGAUCUGUUUGAUAGUGAAUGUGAUAUUUUUGAUGGAGAAUGGGUGAGGGACGAGAAUAGAAAACAGUACUAUCCUCCAGGUUCUUGCCCAUUUCUCGGUAGACAUUCUUUCGAGUGUUACAAAAAUGGAAGACCUGAUGAUCAGUACCUCCAGUGGCAAUGGCAGUGGCCAUCUGUGCAAACAAAUGCAAGGUGUAACAACAUCCCCAGAAUCCUCAAUGGAACAGAUUUCCUGGAGAGGUUAAGGGGGAAAAAAUUGGUAUUUGCUGGGGAUCCAUUGAAUUAUAAUAUGUAUGCUUCUUUGUCGUGUAUCCUCUGGAAUGCCGUCCCAGAUAAAAGCAGAGUUUAUCCGCUACCCAGGAAUACCGAAUUCAAGUCCAGAGGAGAUUUUUCAUUAAUAUAUGAGGACUACAAUUGUACUAUAGCAUUUGUGUGGUCUGCCUUCCUUGUCUAUGAAUCUAAAAAGGAUCGUAACCGAAAUGUUCUAAAACCGGAGCGAGAUGUUAUAAGGUUGGACGUGAUUGAUAAGCUCGAGUCAUCGGUGUACAGCGAUGCUGAUGUCGUUAUUUUUGAUUCAUUUCAUUGGUGGGUUGAUGGGAAAACUAAUAAUGGAGUCAACUAUUUUCAAGAAGGUAAUUACCUGCACCAAAAAAUGGAGAUGCUUAAAGCAUACAAGAAGGGUCUUACUACUUGGAGGAAAUGGAUCGACAAGAAUAUUGAUUCCAACAGAACACAAGUUGUUUUCCGGGGAUAUUCGGAAACCCAUUACGUGUGAAGAUACUUGAAAAAACUCUUCAAAAAAUGAAGACUCCUGUUUUAUAUUUGAACGUCAGUAAACUUAGUUACUAUCGAGCAGAUGCACACCCUUCUGUGUAUGCGAAAAAUUACACUAUUCAAGAGAGGAUCGCAGCUUUGGGUCAUCAAGAUUGUAGCCACUGGUGUUUACCAGGUGUACCUGAUACAUGGAAAGAGUUGUUGUAUAUUUCUCUGCUGAAAGCUGGUAAAGGAACUUUUGGCAGUCGAAAUUAAUAAAGGGAAAAAUAUCGUUUGGUCCUUUUUUAGGUGA
Molecule: messenger RNA, 1518 nt
Organism: Papaver somniferum (opium poppy)
Lineage: Eukaryota; Viridiplantae; Streptophyta; Magnoliopsida; Ranunculales; Papaveraceae
Product: protein trichome birefringence-like 2
Exons: 5
Coding region: 391-1227 (278 amino acids)
Cellular component (GO): Golgi apparatus
Molecular function (GO): O-acetyltransferase activity
Source: RefSeq, a predicted model, not a curated record